AUGAAACAAGUGACUUGCACCGCUAGUUCAGGGCACGAACCAGAUACCAAUCCUUUGAUCCUUCGGCCGUAUUGCGAGAUUCCGGGCAUUAUUCCGCGGUAUUACAACACCUACAAGAGGGAAAAUGAAAAAGCAAUAAAAAAUGUUUCCAGCUACAUAAAUAACCCUAUCAAUGCUUUUAUCACUGUUAAAAGUCUCGUAACGGAUCUAAAGAAUAUUGAAUAUUUGAUUACAACAGAACCAGAACAGAAGGUAACACUCAAACACAAAGGUUUAGUGUACCCUACGUUGGAAGAUUUAAAAGGCACCGCACAAGGGCUUACUAGAUUAAUUAAAAUGUACCACUUGAAUGUGAGGGAUCUUGCUGAUGGAAAGCUUGAAGGGGAGGCUUUAAGUACACCCAUGACAGCCAGUGAUUGUUAUAUGCUCGGUCGUACGUUGUUUAAAGAUAAAGAUUUCGAGAUGGCUAUACUUUGGAUGAAACAAGCUUAUCGCAAAUACAACGAAGAAGACGUUCCCUAUCGGUUCACUGACAUCAAUAUACUUGAAUACAUUAGUUAUGGAUAUUACCAGCAAGGUGAGACACAAAAAGGUUUACAGUGGACACAAAAGAUAUUGAACAUAGAACCGGACCAUAAAAAGGCUAAACAAAGCCUGAAAGGCUACAUAAAGAGACUUACUAAGAAAAUAAUAAACCCAAGUCUUGGAAGUCGAAUAGAAGAAAGAGAAAACCCAUCUAUGGCCGAGGAUGACUAUAAAAAGACGAUGUUAGAAGAGAACUACGAGGACCUUUGCCGUGGAGAUAUAGACUUAUCCGUACAACUAAUAAGCAGAUUAACAUGUCGAUAUGUAACUGAGACGCAUCCGUUUUUGAAAAUAGCUCCCAUCAAGAUGGAAAUGAAGUACCUGGACCCUGAGGUGGUUCUGUAUCAUGAAUUACUGAAUGACCGUGAAAUUGAGUUGAUAAAACGUUUCGCUAUGCCUAGGCUUGAACUUGCGAAAGUCACUAAAUCAAAUAACGAUUUGGUACACGAUUCCCGUGUUAGUAAGAUAGCCUGGUUUGUAGACAGUCAGCUGGAAGUCCUCCAGCGGAUCUCAGAUAGAAUAUCGCAUUUCACAGGGUUGAGUAUGAAAAUCAAUCAAAGCCGGAAUAUGCAAAUCUGCAAUUAUGGAAUUGGAGGACACUUUUUGCCACAUGUGGAUCCGCCAUAUAUGACAGAUGUGCCUCGAGGUGGUGCGACAGUAUUUCCCAGAAUUGGUUUGAGAAUACCGCCAACGAAAGGAACUGCUCUUGUGUGGUUCAACUUGCACUCUUCAGGAGAGGUGAACCAGGCUACAUUGCAUGGCGCAUGUCCUGUUUUAUUGGGCUCCAAAUGGGUGUGCACAAAAUGGAUAUACCAGGCAGGACAAGAGCUUCGCAAACCCUGCAAUCGUAAAUACCAACCCGAAGGAUACGAUAUGACGGCCGUACCCCCUCCUGUCCUCAAAGUUUCCAGAUAUUUAGAUCUGUUUAAAAUAGAAUAUGACAUGGCAUCAAAAGGUAUUCCUAAGUAUUUGGAAAAUCCUCUAAAUGCGUUUACUUUAAUAAAAAGACUUGUUACGGAUUUAAAAUAUGUUAAGCAUCUUAUUAAAAGUGGAGAAGAAAAUAUUCACAAUGUCACUACAAAACAUGAAAACAUCAAAUAUCCUACUUCAGAAGAUUUGAUAGAAGCUGUCAAGGGAUUAAUGUCUUUAGAACAAGUAUACAAGUUGGAUAUAAAGGAAAUUGCCAAUGGAAAACUAAAUGGCUUUGUUUACAGUGCGGCAAUGACGGCCGGUGACUGUUACGAGUUUGCCCGAAUAAUAUUUAAUGAGCUCGAUCCUGAGUCAGCAGUCACGUUGAUGGAAGAAGCAUUGCCCAAAUAUUACGAAGAAAAAUUCCCCUACCUAUUUACUGAUAUUGAGAUCAUGGAAUAUAUUAGUUAUGGAAAUUAUAUGUUAGGAAACCCAAAAAUUGCAUUGUACUGGACCAAGAAAAUUUUAAAUAUUGAGCCGAACCAUGCAAGAUCUAGAAACAGUUUAAUUCGUUUUCAGAAGGAUAUCCUUGACGAAGAGACUAAACCAAAUAAACUUUUGAAUAAGAAGAAGAAAACUUUGAGCAAGAGACUGAAAAAGUAA
Arctia plantaginis is the source of this 2157-nucleotide messenger RNA. The record is from the annotation of a GenBank genome assembly. NCBI's taxonomy places the organism in Eukaryota, Metazoa, Arthropoda, Insecta, Lepidoptera, Erebidae.